Messenger RNA from Boleophthalmus pectinirostris (great blue-spotted mudskipper), 1389 nucleotides. RefSeq names its product Ig-like V-type domain-containing protein FAM187A. NCBI's taxonomy places the organism in Eukaryota, Metazoa, Chordata, Actinopteri, Gobiiformes, Gobiidae. The record is from RefSeq and is a predicted model, not a curated record. The transcript is spliced from 7 exons.
AUGUGGACUGAGAAUCAGGAGCAGGACCAUGCCUCAACCUCCCCCUGCUCCUCUCCAGCUCAGCUCAACCUCUCCUUCAAUUCCCCAGAAUCAUCUGGGUUGACCACACAAAUGCACUGGAGCACAGGACUAUUUUUGCUCUGUAUCCCUCUUGUGGUGUGGAGUUACGAAGCACCAGAGGACAGAGAGGACAUCUUUGCCCAAACUGCAUGUCCGGCUUUUCUCACAUUCAUGAACGCCGCCUACGUCUCAGGAGCCACCGUGGAGCUGCCCUGCCUCUGCAAACCUCCAGAGGUGCAGUCGGUGGUGUGGUUCUACAAAAAGCCCUCGUUCAGCUCGGAGCAGACUCAGGUCCUCUCUGAUGACCACGGGCUGAAGGUGGUGGAUCCUGGGGCGCUCCCUCACAGCGCAGACCUGAGCGGGCGCGUGUCCAUCCGCCUGUUCAGCCUCCUGGUGUUCAGGAGCAGCCCCGCCCACUCCGGGAUCUACAUCUGCGGCUCCGAGCGCAGGGACUUCUUCUACGCCUACGACCUGGACAUACAAGAGGCACGACGGAUCACCUUUACUGACAGGUGAGAAAAGAUCACAUUAAAGGACCCCUCCAGACGAAGGAGGCGUCAGUCCAGCUCUGCCCAUCUGUAUCAAACCUUCACCAGUUUCCAGCCGUGGUCUGUGUGUGACCGCUGUGGACGACCCGGAGAGCAGGUCCGAGUGGGGCUCUGCUACGUGCACUCCCCCUACCUGCACGUGCGCUACAGACUGGCCAAUCAGACUGUGGCAUCCUGUGGCUCGGGGGCGGUGCUAAGGGUGUUCGGACCAAUCAGCAACGAGGGGGCGGUGCUGGAGGUCAGGGCGUGUGAGGAGGUCUGUCCACCACAACCUCCUCCGCCAUCCAAAGUGACGUCGCUCAUGGCUUUCCUUGGAUACGGUUCUACCGACCGGCCUGUAGGGGUCAAAGUGUAUUACCUGACUCAUCGGGCAGAUACCAUCCUGACCAUUGGGUGCCCUGGAGCCAAACCCCACCUGGCUGUGGCUUGGGACAGAGAGGACUCUCCUAUCCUGAGGCGGGAACACACAGCGGCCCCUGGAGGAGAGACCCCCCGCAUCAGCAUAGACACAGGACACCAUCUGGUCUUCAACCCGGUACAGGCUCACGACUCAGGCGUGUACUACUGCUGGCUCCAGGGGCGACGGACAGCUCAGAUCCGCGUGUUGGUGCACUCUCAUCUGGGACAGGGCCAGUCAGUGCUGUCCCAUCCUCACUUCUACCCCGCGCUCUGGAUGGUGAUCACCUGGUACACGGGGAUGACAGCGGUGAUUGCGCUCCUCCUGCUCAUCAAGGCUGUGGCCCAGACCCUCAUACAGGCCCAGGAGACGCACCAGGACUAG